GAGACAUCAGAAGUUAAGCGUCUAAAUUUGGAUUUUCUCCCUAUUCAUUGACUGAGUCUUAAUUUCCCAAUUUGAGACCAUUUUAUCGGUAUGUAUCUAUUAAUAAUUGGAAUCAGAACUAUUGACAUUUGAAUAGUGAUUACUCACUCCUAACCAACUCUCCUUCAUCUAUAUCUCUCUGUACUUUUUUAAAUGGCGAAAUUGAUUUUUCCUUCUCUCCUUUUGCUAUCCUCACUUUCUCUCGUGUUACUGUUUACACCUUCCCGGAUGUCCGCCCAAUCCUCCCACUCCGACUCCGAUUCCCCGGCGGUCCAUAUCGUUUACGUGGAGAAGCCUCGUGAUGAACAACCUGAGGCCUAUCACAUCCGAAUCCUAACUUCUGUUCUCGGCAGUGAAGAAGCUGCCAGGGAAGCUCUUUUGUAUAGCUACAAGAAUGCUGCUAGUGCCUUCUCUGCUAGUCUUACUCCCCAUCAGGUCGCCCAGCUUGCCAAACAAGAAGGAGUUUUACAAGUUGUUCCAAGCCGUACUCUUCAGCUGCAUUCAGGGCCUUCCCACCUUCACUAGAUGAACAUCAAACUCUUGAAAAGACCUUAAUACCUAAAUAAAGUUUAUCUAUAUUUUGCUUGUGGAAUAA
Cucumis melo (muskmelon) is the source of this 634-nucleotide messenger RNA. RefSeq names its product subtilisin-like protease SBT3.17. The record is from RefSeq and is a predicted model, not a curated record. The transcript is spliced from 3 exons. NCBI's taxonomy places the organism in Eukaryota, Viridiplantae, Streptophyta, Magnoliopsida, Cucurbitales, Cucurbitaceae. The coding region runs from base 193 to 564 and encodes 123 amino acids.